CUUGAUUCAAUUUCCGACCGGAAAAUCUCUCCAGUCACUCGCUGGUCAUGUUUUCCCUUCCUUCUUGUUAUUCGAUCAUGAAUGGAAUACAUAGUACGUGUAUCAUAUUUCUAAAUGGAUUGUUAACACUGUGUAUAUUCAGAUGUGAUUCAGAUACUAUCAACAUUUACUUGUCAAAGCAGAAUGUAACAGGUUCACAAGAUAACAUUACUGGGAUUUGUAAUGCAACUGGGUUAUCAAGAAAUGAAAUCGUUUUGAAUGAUACAUGUAACAGAUCACCUGUGUUGGCAUGGAUAGGUGCACAUGCUAGCUAUUCCCCUUGGAUAGAAUAUAAAGGAUGUGGAAUAUACAAUUCGAAUACCGUUCUGAUACAACUAAAUUUUACUCAAAAAAAUUUCAGUGCGGAACCAGACAUUUUUAAAUGUUUCGAACAUUGCCGAAUGCGUUACAUUAAGCAUAAUUAUAUUGGGUUUCAGCGAUACAAAUGUUUAUGUUAUUUUACCGCUGAUAUAGAAAUAGUGCAAUGUGAAAACAUUACCAUCACAGAAUGCGGGAAUAAUCAGAACUUCAUCUGCGGAGAUAGGGAUAAUGUAACUGUGAUAUAUGAGAUAAAAAAUCCGACUAUGAUUUUGAAAAAUGACACCGGUGAAUGUGGAAUAGUCAAUAUAAGUGAUAACCAGACAACAUUUAGUAGUAUAGAAUGUUCGAAAAAGGCAGCAAUAUUAUGCUUCGACAAUGGAACUUUAACAGGAUAUCCUAACAAGACAGAAAAUUGGGGAAAAGCAGUGAGAUUUUGUCAAACACAAAACGGGUUGAUCAGUUCUGUAGAGAACGUAAUUAAUGGAAGUUUACAUAACGUAACAGAUGGCACAUACUGGGUGUCUGUAGUUCGUGGUAUAUCCUAUACAUCUCUACAAGAUAAUAACGUUGAAUGUAAAACAGUCAACAUUAAAGAUAACAAGACAACUUUUGGAAGUAUGGCAUGUUUAAAGAAGGCAGCAGUAUUGUGUUCCAACAAUGGUACUUUAACAGGAUAUCCUAACAAGACAGAAAAUUGGGGAAAAGCAGUGAGAUUUUGUCAAACACAAAACGGGUUGAUCAGUUCUGUAGAGAACGUAAUUAAUGGAAGUUUACUUAACGUAACAGAUGGCACAUACUGGGUGUCUGUAGUUCGUGGUAUAUCCUAUACAUCUCUACAAGAUUAUAACGUUGAAUGUAAAACAGUCAACAUUAAAGAUAACAAGACAACUUUUGGAAGUAUGGCAUGUUUAAAGAAGGCAGCAGUAUUGUGUUCCAAAAACGGAAUAUUUACAGCCUAUCCUACCCAGAGAGAAAAUUGGACUCAAUCUGUAAAAUUUUGUCUAGCACAAGACGGGUUGGUGAGUUCUGUAGAGAUUGUAAUGAAUGAAAGCUUACUUAACGUAACAGAUGGCACAUACUGGGUGUCUGCGUUUCGUGGUAUAUCUGUACAAGAUUCUGACAAUGACUUCUGUGUUGCGUCUUUUAUUGAAAAUGGCAAGAACAUGACACCUAUAGUAAAAUCAUGUGAAGUUAGACUUCCCGUUUCAUGUCAAAGUGGUAGCUCUGAUCUUUGGAACGGGACAUCACGUGAGUGUAUAAUGUCAGGAAAUGAUAAAACUUCAACAAACAGCUACGCCACAACAAAUAUGGCAAACAUUUCAGUCCAAUCCCAAAUGUUGAAUGAAAGAAUUCUGAUAAUUAUAAUUGUCAGUGGAAGUAUUGGUUUCGUUGUUUUAGUUAUAGUUGUUAUCAUUCUGAUUUGUAAGCGGAGAAAACGGACAUCGAAAACUGAAAAUGUAAAAUCAAACUUUCAUGAAAAGACAGUAAAACAUGAGUUGUAUGCUGAGGUAUUACCUGAAGUGGAGUAUAAAAACGACUCAGAAACCAUCAAUAUUUAUGACCACACAGAUACAUCCCAGAUUCCUUCUAAAUUCGAUACAAAUCUUCCCAGUGAAUAUGACUCUAUGGCGGGUAUCAAACAGGAAGCGGAAGGUCUUUAUGAUGAGAGCGCCACCUGUCCGUCUGGUAAUACUCAAACGAAGGAGAUGGAUGGAUUGUAUGAUCAUUGUUAAGUUGGAGUCACAUGAUUAUUCUUACUUUUGAUAUUAUGUAAAAAAAAACUUGCUUUUUUUAUUUUUUAUAUUUGUUAAUUGUUUUGAAAUGUUUUUACUUUUUAUAAUUAAGUUCUGUUGACCUUUUUAAUUAUUAAAUGGUUUUUGUUUUUCAAUUAA
Molecule: messenger RNA, 2252 nt
Organism: Mytilus californianus (California mussel)
Lineage: Eukaryota; Metazoa; Mollusca; Bivalvia; Mytilida; Mytilidae
Exons: 13
Coding region: 48-2093 (681 amino acids)
Source: RefSeq, a predicted model, not a curated record